AUGCCUCAAACCUCUACAUACGGCACAGAAAGUGCAGCAAACAAAGAUAUUGGCGGCAUUCCUACUAUCCAUUAUUCCGAUUACCAGUCCCGAGGUCGAGGUCAAGUAGUUCGACUGUUGCUCAUCGAUGCAGGAGCUGCAUUCAAGGAUAUUCGGUACACAUUCGAAGAAUGGCCAGAACAUGAGAGAAAUGGGAAAGUUGCCGAGAUAAAUCCUACGGGAAAUAUACCAGUGGUUGAGAUGCCGGACGGAAAAAUCUUGACACAGAGUUAUGCUAUCCUUAGGCAUUGGUCAAGAUUGCUAGGCGUGUACGACGGGAAGAAUGAAGAUGAGAAGUAUUGGGCCGAUGCAAUCUGCGAUAUUGUUGUUGAUUGGCGAACUCUGUUCAUUUCAGCUUUCUUCUCUGACAGCCAAAAAGAGGACUAUCCGAAACAUCAACAAGGCGAUUAG
This is a messenger RNA of Botrytis byssoidea, 450 nucleotides long. RefSeq lists its product as uncharacterized. The record is from RefSeq and is a predicted model, not a curated record. The coding region runs from base 1 to 450 and encodes 149 amino acids. Gene Ontology annotation, biological process: glutathione metabolic process. Lineage: Eukaryota; Fungi; Ascomycota; Leotiomycetes; Helotiales; Sclerotiniaceae. Gene Ontology annotation, molecular function: glutathione transferase activity. The transcript is spliced from 2 exons.